Messenger RNA from Capsicum annuum, 1482 nucleotides. Its product is annotated as vacuolar protein sorting-associated protein 27. NCBI's taxonomy places the organism in Eukaryota, Viridiplantae, Streptophyta, Magnoliopsida, Solanales, Solanaceae. Gene Ontology annotation, cellular component: ESCRT-0 complex. The coding region runs from base 230 to 1093 and encodes 287 amino acids. Gene Ontology annotation, molecular function: phosphatidylinositol-3-phosphate binding; ubiquitin binding; metal ion binding. The transcript has 10 exons. The record is from RefSeq and is a predicted model, not a curated record. Gene Ontology annotation, biological process: protein transport to vacuole involved in ubiquitin-dependent protein catabolic process via the multivesicular body sorting pathway; protein targeting to vacuole.
CUUAUAGUAUUAUUUUACGGUUGGUUGAGGCCUUAGGGUAGUAGUAUUUUUUUGGUUAACGGAGGUAGUACUAAUUACUUUCAGAAUUAUUUAUGCAAAUACUACAAUUUGUACUGAUGAAAAAUUUAUCUCAAAACCAAACCACCCCGAGAAAAGAAAGAAAAAAGAGGUACUCCAAAUCUGAAAAUAUCAGAAAGCGACCGAGAGAAAGAGAGAGAGAACUCGGAGUAUGUCGUCGGAACCACCGCAAUUCCAAGAAGCUUCACGUUGUGAUAUCUGCAGUUGCAGCUUCAACACCUUCCGGCGUCGGCACCAUUGCAGAUGCUGUGGCCGAACAUUAUGUGCUGAACAUUCAACAAAUCAGAUGGCCUUGCCACAGUUUGGGCUUCACUCAAGUGUUAGAGUUUGUGGAGAUUGUUUCAAUAACUCUUCUCGUAGACCCGUUGGAGAUGGCGUGAUAGCUUCUGCAAAUGAAGUCAAUGUGCUGAAAGAUUCAUUUUCAACUUUAGAUGUCGGUGCCGUUGCAGAUAUCAGAACUGAAGACACUGUCAAGCAAACUCCUGCUGUAGGCAUUACAGAAUGCAAAUGUGGGAUGCCUUUGUGUAUAUGUCAAGUGACGAAUGCACCAACAACAUCCAUUGCCCCACAGGGAAAUAUUAUGCCAAAUCCAGUGAUAAAUAUAAAUCCAAAACCAAAGAAGGAAAAUAGAAUUCCUACAAGUAGAGCUUCAACAUCAGACAACAAGCAAGGUACAACUUUCAAUAUUGGUCCAGCUACCAGCUGCAAUAUGGAGAGAGUGUCACCGGAUUAUGAAGUCAGUGGCGAGGGUUUAAGAGAAGCAAUAAAAAAUGGUGAUGUCGGUGCUGCAAAGAAGCUCCUAAGUCAGGGAGUUGAUGCAAAUUACCGUGACAAGCAAGGAUCAUCAUUGUUACAUCUGGCAGCGGUGUUCAAUCGAACAGAAAUAGCAUUUGCCCUCAUGGAUAGUGGAGCAAGUUUGUACUGCAAAAAUUCUCAAGGUGAAACACCACUGGAUUGUGCUCCUGCCACAUUGCAAUUCAAGAUGAGAAAGAAGACGGAAGGGAAUGGGCAGUAACGUUACAUCCGAAAGUAACACUUCUCUAAAUCAGGCCACAAGGAUAUUACAGUUUCAGAGAAUGGUGAUCUUUAACCUAUUUUUUGGUCGUAUCUUGUACCACUUCAAGAAGAUGUCAGCAGUUUCAAAGAAGUGAUCUCCAUCCUAUUAAUGUCUCGUAUAUUUGUAGCAGAUCAAGAUUUCCCAAUUUUCUGUUUCUUUUACUUUUUGUGCCUUUGCCUUCUCUCUAUGCGCAAUAAUGUAUUUCAGUGUUUUUUUCCCAACUAUUUCAAUGGUUGUUAGAUGGAAAAAAGUAUAGGGGGAAGACCAUAGACAUUGUGGUUAUUUCACGAGUAAACACUUGGAUCAUUGGUUUCAAGUACUUAUGGGUUUUUAUCCCUUUCAACAAA